AUGAGAUAUCUCCAUACGACAAUUCAAAACAGCCAAAAGAUUCUGCAAUGCAUAUCCCUUGACCAAAAUGAACAGGAAGGCAUGGUGCUAGAAAUUUUUCGAAAUUAUGCACAAGUUCUUCUUAUUGAAAAAAUAAAUCAAGAAGUACAAAUAACAAGACAUGAAAUGUACCCGUUUGGUGUUGAAAUUAAGCACGUAGUUCCAAUUGGCUCCCACUUGGCCGUCAUUACUAAUGAUUGUCACUUGAUGAUGACAGAAUCCACUCCUCCUUUCAAGCGUGUAUCAUGCGACAAGCUUUACAAAGGUAACACUCCUACGAGCAUCCCUAUUGCUCACUGCGCAGCGUCAACAAACGGAGAAUUUCUUGUUUGUUGUGGCUAUGUUGGAAACGCAGUUGUAGCUUCAUUCGAUUCAGAAGAUAAACCAACAAUCAAAACCAUCAAAUUCCCAGAAAACUUCAUCAUUCAUAGCGCAGUUGCUACAGAAAUGCCAGAAUAUUUUGCAUUUUUAAUCUCAUCUAUUGAAACCAAUCAAAAGCAUAUCAUUAAAAUCGAUGUCAAUGAUUCAAAGCUCUUCGAACACAUAGAAGUUGAUAAUGAUUCUCGCGAAUUAAUUUCAGUUUUUAACAACGAAGGUUACGCAAAGCAAUACUUAUUCACUGACCACAAAUUCAAAGCUGGAGUAUUCCAAGGUGUUGUUGAAGUACCAAUUGAAGCUCCUGUCGCUUCUUAUUUCUCAAAUAUGGCAGGUGAACUUGCUUAUCAAUUGACCAACGGCAAAAUCUACGUUUGCGAUCCGAAAGACUUCCAAAUCACACCUCGCGGAGAACUACCUUUGAUCUCUCAUUUCUGUCCCCUACCAAAUGACCUUCUUCUAUGCGUUGCAGAGCAUGGAGAUGCGUUCGUCGUUCAAGUAGCUCAUACAAGCGGUCUCUGCAAUAACUCAAUUAACUUCGAAUACUUCCCUAGAACUCCAAUUCCUUUAAUGCCCGUAAUUUCAAACGCUCAGUUCGUAGAAAACGAUAUGGUUGUUUGCAGUGGUGUUGGCAAGUACACAAACAUCGUUACAAUAAGCAAUACAAUACCUCAUACGAUAUCUCAGAUUGAUUACAACCAACAAGAGUAUUUUUCACGUAAUUGCCCAACAUUCAAACAAUUGUCGAAAUUCCCGAACCACCAAUUACAGUUAUUUGCACUCCAAGAAGGAAUUCUUGUUUCUACGCCGAAAGCAACAGUCAGCGUUACAGGAAGCUUCAGCAAAGCCUUACAAUCCCAGAAAACCAUCAAAGCAGGAGUUUUCAAUGGCGAAACUGUUCAGAUUCACGAUCAUGGUAUUGCAUGCUUAACUUCUGGCAAACAGUGGUAUAGCGACAAUAUUCUCGUGGCAGCAGAGAUCACAAAUGAUAUGAUCGUGGUCUGUGAACCAACAGGGGAUGUCUCAUUAUUAGGUACAGACUUAACCGUGGUCGCUAAGACAAAUAUACCUGCAGCGAAAUGUUUCUGUUUCUGCGACGAACUACUCGCUGUCGCAUCCGAUAGCGAUAAAGGAACGGCCAUUAUUACAAUUUACUCGAAAGACCUUACGCCAACGGACAAUGUCCUUCAGCUUACAACACCCGUGAACAGUAUGGUCUAUAUUGAAGAGCAGAAUGCUUUGUUCGCUUCAGCUUUCAGUGGUAAUGUAAAUAAAUAUGCUUUCGACAACCUCGGUAACAUUGUUCAGAGCACACAGACCAUCCUUACGACAGCAGUCCCUGCUUCGCUUCUCAAAUUCCAUGAUUCUGUUUUAAUUAUUGCAGAUAAAGUUUUUUACUUCUUCGGAGACGAACUAUUCGCAAUGAGACUUGAUACAGAAGAAAUCAUUGCGGCUGCCUCUCUUCCGAACGAGAAAUCUUUUGUCAUUCUCACUAAAAACGACAAACUCCAGCAAAUAGACGUAGAAAACACCGAAAACGACGUAAACAGAGUCUUGUUCCCCGUCAGCCAAAUGCCAAGAAGGGUUAUCGUUGAUGGAAAACGCUCAUAUAUCAUAUGCAGGUCGAAUCGUGGCUUAAAUACCAUAUCAAGCAUUGUUGUCAUAGAUAAGGAGAUCAAUCUCGGUACUUAUCCAACAAAAACUUAUGAAAUGGGAAUUGAAGUCACUUCACUUACUGUUUUACCUGGCCAUUGCAUUAUCGUAUGCACGAACAACUACCACAAAAACACAUGGAGCCUGACGAAGUACGAUUGCACGAAUCCAACAUGUUUUGUCGAAAUUAUCUCGAAGAAACAAUUUGGAUUGCAAUCUCCGCAAGCCGUUACGUAUGUUCCAUCACAGAAAGCAAUAUUAUACAGUAGAGCUGGCGAUCAGUCCUCAUUGAUGGGCGUUGACGAAGAUUUGAAGAGUGAUUGGAAAUUCCGUAUAGUUUUCAAUUCAUUUUCAAUGCUAACUGUUAUAAAUAAUACUGUAUGGUGCGCUUCUUCCAUGGAUAGAGUCUCCGCGAUCAAAUUUAUCACUGAUUCAAAGACACAAACACAGAAAACAAUUUUGGCGACUGAAGCCAUGCCAAGGCAGGCCACAGCUAUCGUAGGUUUAGACGAUAAUUCAGUUGCUGUAGGAGAUAAAUUUGGAGGAAUCACAAUCCUCAGACUUAGCGAUGAUUUCGCUGUCGACAUCCCAUGGAAGUUCGCAACAUCAUCUACCGCAUUAAUACAAUACAGCGAAGGCCAGAAGAAGCCAAUUCCAUUAGAUGUAGGUCGAAUUGACAGAGUUGCUUCUUUCAUGGUCGGAGAGAUGGUCACUUCACUUAUGGUAUCUCCUGCAUCAAAGACUUUGUAUUAUACAACAUUACUUGGUCAGAUUGGUGUUUUGAUUCCAAUUUCAAACGAAGAAGAGUUUAACAGCUUGGCUUCCGUUGAAACACAGACAGAGAAGGCUUGCUCGAACUUCUUCGGAUUGAUGUAUCCAAAGGCUAUAGAUAGCGGAAGAAUGGGUAUCUUAAACUGCGAUAUGAUUGAGAUGCUCAGAUUAUUACAGGAAUCAGAUCAAGAGAGAAUAGAACAGGGUCUUAAGAUCCAUAAAGAAGCAAUAAUGGGCCUUAUUUGCAGACUCAAAGCCAGUGCAAAGUUUUAG
Molecule: messenger RNA, 3111 nt
Organism: Trichomonas vaginalis G3
Lineage: Eukaryota; Parabasalia; Trichomonadida; Trichomonadidae
Product: RNA splicing
Exons: 1
Coding region: 1-3111 (1036 amino acids)
Biological process (GO): mRNA splicing, via spliceosome
Cellular component (GO): U2 snRNP; nucleus
Molecular function (GO): protein binding; U2 snRNA binding
Source: RefSeq, a predicted model, not a curated record